UUACAAACAAACUCACAUGUUUUCCUUUAACCCUAUAAUGCGAGGGAACGCCUGUGAGGCAUUGGGUGUGGGACACACAGGCCCUGCCCCCUGCUGGCACACAAGCAGUUAAAGGCUUCCGGCAGAGGCAGCGGCACUGAGUCAGGUGUGGCCCUGAAACCUGACAGAGGAGUCACAGGCAGAAAGUUUCCUUAUUGAGCCGGAGCUUUCCCACGAGGAUGGCGGAUACGGGUGCCCCCCUCAGCUCCAAACCCGUGUGUAAAAGCCAGAGUGCCAGCGCCAUGGUGCCCUUGGCCAGGAAGGAGGAAGAGAAGCCGGGCACGAUAGCCAAGAGUAAAUCUGCAGCCCAGCUUGGCACCAACAUUUCUGCAAAUGGAUCUGCCAGGGAUGUGGAUAAACCCAAGCCCCCCGCGGCGGAUGUUGAUGCCCCCGACGUAGUCCUGUGCGACUUUUGCUUAGAGACGAAGGUGAAAGCCGUGAAGACGUGUCUGACCUGCAUGAUUAACUACUGUGAGGCGCAUCUCCGACCCCACCUGGAGAAGCCCAAGCUGCAUGCUCACCAGCUGGUGGGCCCCAUCAACGACGCCGAGCUGCGGAGGUGCAGCACCCACAACAAGCCGCUCGACUGGUUCUGCCAGGAGGAUCUACUGUGCCUUUGCCAAGACUGUGCCAUGGAGCAGCACAGGGAGCACAACCCGAUCCCCUGCAGCGAGGCGAGGAGGCAGAAAGAGGCUGAAGUACACGAGACGGUGGCAGAAUAUGAAUGGAAACUGAAGUCGGCCGAGAUCGCCAUCGAGAAACUGGAGGCAAACACCACAUCCAUCCAGAAUUCAGUUUCAGAAGCCAAGAGGGCUAUUAACCUCCAGUUUGAGGAUGUGCACAGCGCCGUUAAUAAGUCCCACACCAAGGUGCUGGAGUUCCUGGAGCUGAGGGAGCGGGCGGCUCUGAACCAGUCCAACGGGAUCAAGACCCACCUGGAGCAGAAGUGCAGCGAGCUGAGAAAGUGCAAAGUGAAGGCGGAGAGGAUCGCCAGUCACAGGAACGAAUUCUCCUUCCUACAGGAGUACUGUGAAUUUAAGAAGUCCGCGGGGGACGACACCCUUCCCAGUGUUUACAUCGGGCUGAAGGACAAGCUGUCGGGGAUACAAAGGGUGAUUUCCGAAGCGACGGAGAAGAUCAUCGAAAUGCUACAGACCUCGUACCUGGAGCGGCUGCAGGUGUUUGCUAAGGAAGAGGAUCUUGGGAUAAAAACAAUGGUUUCGGCCAUCGUCCCAAAGGAGCAUCGGAUCAGCGCCCCCGAGCCGGCGUCGCGCAACGAGUUCCUGAAAUAUAAGUCCAACCUUACCCUGGAUCCGGUAACCGCUCAUCGGUUCCUCCGGCUGUUAGAAGACAACCGCAAGGUGUCCAACACCGCCCCCUGGCAACAUCCGUACCCCGAUGACCCCCAACGGUUUGAGGACUUCAGGCAGGUGCUGAGCGUGGAGAGCUUCUACAUCGGGCGCCAUUAUUACGAGGUCGAGUUUAAAGGGGAAGAGGUUCACAUGGGCGUGACCUACAAAUGCAUCGACAGGAAGGGGUCGGAGAGCAACAGCUGCAUCACGGGGAAUGACUUCUCCUGGACCUUAAAGUGGAACGGGAAAGAGUUCUCCGCCUGGCACAGCGAUGUGGAAACCCCUCUCAAAACAGAGAAAUUUCCCCGGGUGGGAAUCUAUAUUAACUAUGUGAGUGGCAAUAUAUCGUUCUAUGGGGUCGCGGACAAAAUGACCCUCUUGCACCAGUUCGAGGGCAAGUUUGCAGAACCGCUCUAUGCAGCCUUUUGGCUACCCAAGAAGGAAAGUUCUGUGGUGGUUUUAAGCCCAGAUAAUAUAAUGUUGCCUCCUGGCUCGUCUCCUACAGCAGCUGGCACUCCCUGAGAGCCUUGGCCACCAUUCAAGGAGACAGACUCAGCAGGAUCAGAUCAAGGCAUACACAAACCCGAUGCUUUCUAUAGUUACACCGCGUAUCACUAUCUUGUCUCACAUUACUAUGUAUAGUCUCAUCUAGAUUCCAAUGUAGCAGUUGUUCUGCGGGGCGUCAUGCACUUCUAAUGCUAAAACAUCUUCCCCAUAUCCAGUAGCUCUCCUGGAUUUCUGGUACCUCUUCUGGAUUUCCAGUACCUCUCCUGGAUUUCUGGUACCUCUUCUGGAUUUUCAGUACCUGUCCUGGAUUUCCAGAAGCUCCCUUAGAUUUUCAGAAGCUCUUCUGGAUUUCUGGUACCUCUUCUGGAUUUCCAGUAGCUCUCCUGGAUUUCUAGUAGUUCUCCCAGUUUUCCAGUAGUUCUCCUGGAUUUCUAGUAGCUCUCCUGGAUUGCUAGUAGCUCUCCCAGUUUUCCAGUAGUUCUCCUGGAUUUCCAGUAGUUCUCCUGGAUUUCUAGUAGCUCUCCUGGAUUUCUAGUAGUUCUCCCAGUUUUCCAGUAGUUCUCCUGGAUUUCCAGUAGCUCUCCUGGAUUUCCAGUAGCUCUCCUGGAUUUCCGGUACCUCUCCUGGAUUUCUAGUAGUUCUCCAGGAUUUUCAGUAGCUCUCCUGGAUUGCUAGUAGUUCUCCCAGAUUUCCGGUACCUCUCCUGGAUUUUCAGUAGCUCUCCUGGAUUUCUAGUAGCUCUCCUGGAUUGCUAGUAGCUCUCCUGGAUUUCCGGUACCUCUCCUGGAUUUUUAGUUGCUCUCCUGAAUUUCUAGUUGUCCUCCUGGAUUUCCAAUACCUUUUCUAUUUUGGAGCCAUUUGGACUUUGUGCACAGGACUUGUUAGCAAAGGCUUUUAUAAAUCACUCAUGGAAUGUUUCCCCCACAAGGUGAAUAUACGAUGAGGCUUCUCCCCAUGGGCCCACCAGAGAAGCCAAUGUAAAAGGACCGCCAGUAAUAUUUAAACAACUUCUUCCUGCCCAGUAAGACCAUGACUUUGGCAGAACUUUCCUGCUGCGUAUAGGAGACUUGUGCUAGAAGCACAGACAGGCAGGCAGACAGGUAGCUUACAGCCCAGAUUUUAUGAUUGUUUUUGGGUUGAUGCACCUCUAGAUCCCACCAACUGAAAUAUCUCUCCACUUUACACCAUGUCAGUUCUCCCUGACAGCCCUGUAUAAUUAGCAGGAUUUAGUUUCUGUUGUGUAGAAUGAGGGUGAACUGCUGCUGCCGCCAACACCACCCUAAUACUGCCCUGAAAUACUGAAUUCCCACACGACUAACAGCAACCCGAGGGGCCACACCUGCUCCCCCACUUCUCUCCGCUGGAAGUGGUUUUUCUCAUGUUUGAUUUAUUUUUUGGGGGGGGGGGAUAGAUGUGCUUACUGUCCAUUUCUGCAGUGAUCUUCCAGGCCUGUCGGGGGUUUAUAUUUUAUCCAUUUUGUGUAGCGAUUUUACUAACACAUCUGGGUACUUAUGGCUAAAGAGAGUGGCAAAACAUUUUUGCUGAAAUGACCCCGCAUAGAGUAAGGCUGGGAAGGUGGGCAGUGACAGUAGAAGUGUAGUGGCAGGUUAUAGAUUCGGUGGGCCCCUGGCUGGAAGGUUCUCUUCCAACACUGACAGUACACAGUGCCUCCCUAAAGCUCAUACUCUGAAGACUCUGCUUUCAUUUCAGUCUCUGUAUAGGGGGAUCAGUCUCUGUAUAGGGGGAUCAGUCUAUGUAUAGGGGGAUCAGUCUAUGUAUAGGGGGAUCAGUCUAUGUAUAGGGGGAUCAGUCUAUGUAUAGGGGAUCAGUCUAUGUAUAGGGGAUCAGUCUAUGUA
This is a messenger RNA of Xenopus tropicalis (tropical clawed frog), 3754 nucleotides long. RefSeq names its product tripartite motif containing 16 (gene trim16). Gene Ontology annotation, cellular component: cytoplasm. The record is from RefSeq and is a predicted model, not a curated record. The transcript has 6 exons. Bases 219 to 1913 code for a protein of 564 amino acids. Gene Ontology annotation, molecular function: zinc ion binding. NCBI's taxonomy places the organism in Eukaryota, Metazoa, Chordata, Amphibia, Anura, Pipidae.